AUUUUGCCACAUUUAUAGACUAGCUGUCUGUUAGCAGUUUUGAAUCUACUGAAGCUAACCAGGAAAAAAAUUCAAAAUGUUUUCUAAUAGCAUAAGCAAUUGCUUAAAGCAAGUCUCAAAAAACUAUGUUACAGCACACAGUUUUGUUACAGCAAUUACAAAUCAAUCAAAAGUAACAACAAAGUUAGUUGAUAAACUAAAGAAUAUUGUUGGAAACCCAAAUGUUUCAACUGCUGAGGCUGUUAGAGAGCAACAUGGACACGAUGAAUCUCAUCAUGAUGUUCACAUGCCAGAUGUUGUGGUGUUUGCUGAAUCUGUGGAACAUGUAAGCAAAGUUCUCAAGUUGUGUAACGACAAUAAAGUGCCUGUUGUUCCUUUUGGAAGUGGAACUGGUUUGGAAGGUGGUGUCAAUGCAUUACAGGGAGGUGUCAGUCUAGACUUGAUGAAAAUGAAUCAAAUAGUGUCAGUUCAUGCAGAAGACUUUGACUGUACAGUUCGACCUGGUGUGAUGAGAAUAGCACUGAAUGCUUAUCUUAGAGACACAGGCCUUUGGUUCCCAAUAGAUCCUGGAGCAGAUGCAUCAGUCUGUGGUAUGUGUGCUACAAGUGCAUCGGGUACUAAUGCUGUACGUUAUGGAACUAUGCGUGAAAAUGUUCUAAAUCUAGAAGUUGUUUUGCCUGAUGGUAGGGUCAUUGACACUGCAGGGAAAGAUAGAAGGACUAAAAAAACUUCAGCUGGGUACAAUCUGACUAAUUUGUUUGUUGGCUCAGAAGGAACCUUGGGAGUUAUUACAAAAGCUACAGUUCGACUGUAUGGCAUCCCAGAAAAGACUAUAGCUGCAGUUUGUCAUUUUAAAACAGUCCAAGCAGCUGUUGAUACUGUAGUACAAAUUCUUCAAAGUGGAAUACCCAUGGCAAAAUUAGAAUUUUUGGAUGAUAAAGCAAUAGAGGCUUUCAAUAAACACAGCAAAUUUAAUAUGCCUGUGGCACAGUCAUUAUUCCUUGAAUUUCAUGGGCCAGCACUAGGACUUGAAGAUCAGUUUAAUACUAUUAAGGAAGUGAUAACUAUGAAUGAAGGAUCAGGACUGCAAAUUGCCACAGAUGAAGAUGAAAGAAAACGAUUAUGGAAAGCAAGACAUGAAAUGAUUUAUUCUUGUACAGCCUUGGUCCCCGGGAGUAAGCCUUACUCAACUGAUGUGUGUGUUCCUAUAUCUCACUUACCUGAAGUUAUUGUCAAGACAAAACAGUGGAUUGAUGAAGCAAAUGUAUUAGGACCAAUAGUAGGGCAUGUAGGAGAUGGAAAUUUCCAUGUAUUUUUCCCUGUUAACCAUGCAGACAAAGAGACAUUUUUAAAAGUUCAAGAUCUUCAUUUUAAAAUGGCUUAUCUAGCCAUGGAGAAGGACGGUACCUGCACAGGUGAACAUGGCAUUGGCAUGGGUAAACGCAAACUCCUAACUAAAGAAUUUGGAGAGACUGGAAUACAAGUGUUAAAAGAGGUCAAGAAGUGUUUUGACCCCAAUGGUAUCAUGAAUCCUGGGAAAAUAUUCUUCUAAGACAUUACUGCUGAAAUGUUUGUGACAGUUUAAACUAUUUAAGUUGUUGAAUUGUGUGAUAUCUUUGUUAUUUUAUUCUAGGUAAUAUGUAUUUAACUAGAAUCUGUAAUUGCAUCAUAACUAAGGCCUUACAAGACAUUUGUAGUAAUACCAGCCACUCAAGUAAACCAAGAGUACAAAUACUGCGGUCUCAUUCAGAAUGUAUUUUAUUAUCAUAUGUGUUUUGUUAUGCUACUACACUUGCCUACCCUUUUUGGCCACUUUGAGGUGUAGUAGAGUCAUUUAAAAAAUCAAUGCGAAAGCACUAAUCAGAAACAGCAUGGUUGAUGCUUUUUUGAACCAAAAAUAUUAAAUUAUGUAGACUGCUUCUACUUCUAAUAUUUUUUAACUUAGAUUUUCACAAAACUUUUGCUUUACUAAUGUUAUCUGGUUUAUCUCUUUUGGGUCUUUAGCUAUUACUGUGUGUUUUGACUUGCUUUAUAUGUUACUAAUAUGUACAAUAUAACUAUGAAACAUUCAGUUACAAUUAUUACACAAAUUUCGUCCUUUUAAAAGUUUUUACUUAUUAUUUAAAAUGACAGGACACUAGGCAAGAACUGUAUGUGGUAAAGAAUGAGAUCUCAGUAUCUCACAUUUUGGUCCAGUUGUAAAUAGGCAUAUAAUACUUAAAAUACUUUAUGUAUUUUAUAUUUUUGCUUUAGUUUAUGCUUUGGCUGGUGUAUUUUAAAAAAAAAAUGAUUCCCAGAAGUUUAUUAGAGUAAAUAAUUGAUGAUGUCUGAGGUAUAUUUUAAGCACAAGUGUUAAUUUACAAUAUCAUUUUAUUUAUCAAGAUGGAAAUAGACAAUGCCUUAACUAAACUACUUUAAUUUACUUUAAACAUCCCAUGGCUUCCCAAAACCUGCAAUGUUUGAAAGUAUCAUUUUUUUUCCUUUUAAAAGUGCUACUAUUUCCAGAGUAAUAAAUAAGAACCACAAUUUAUUCACUCUAAAAUUUGCUGUCAGGAUAUUUACAAUUUACUGAAUUUACAGUACAUGUGUUAUUUCAUUGUGAUCUACUAGUAUUAUUUAUUUUAUUAUUAAUAAAAACAUUGUUAUUAUGUUGCUCAUUGUUUACUCACUAGCAGCUAUAGAACUAUGCUCAGUAAAAUUAUGCAUACUCAUACACAACUAUAUAUUAAUAGAUGGAAAUGUUUGUACUGUAAGUAGACUGUUGUAAAAGAAGGUUACAUUUGAUAUGUACUACCUCAUCAGUCUCUGGGUUGUUUUUUCUCCUGCAGAUUAGUACAUUUUAUAAUUUAAUCAGAUUUUUUUUCGUUUUGAAAUUGAAUAUUAAACCCACUUGAAAUGAAAGCAUUACAUUUUUAUAUCUUGUGUUAAAAGCAAAUGUAGUGUUGUCUGAUCAAUGCUAUAAAGUUUGUUACGAACUGCUGUCUUAAUGCAAUUAAAAAAACUUUACAAACUGA
Messenger RNA from Physella acuta, 3014 nucleotides. RefSeq names its product putative D-lactate dehydrogenase, mitochondrial. Gene Ontology annotation, biological process: lactate catabolic process. The record is from RefSeq and is a predicted model, not a curated record. Lineage: Eukaryota; Metazoa; Mollusca; Gastropoda; Physidae. Gene Ontology annotation, cellular component: mitochondrion. Gene Ontology annotation, molecular function: FAD binding; D-lactate dehydrogenase (cytochrome) activity; D-lactate dehydrogenase (NAD+) activity.